Messenger RNA from Malaya genurostris, 2059 nucleotides. Its product is annotated as sphingomyelin phosphodiesterase-like. The transcript is spliced from 4 exons. NCBI's taxonomy places the organism in Eukaryota, Metazoa, Arthropoda, Insecta, Diptera, Culicidae. Bases 35 to 1912 code for a protein of 625 amino acids. Gene Ontology annotation, cellular component: lysosome. Gene Ontology annotation, molecular function: acid sphingomyelin phosphodiesterase activity. Gene Ontology annotation, biological process: sphingomyelin catabolic process; ceramide biosynthetic process. The record is from RefSeq and is a predicted model, not a curated record.
CUUAUCAUCGAACAAGUUAUCAUCGACGGUCAGUAUGAAGUUACCGAUUUCAACGUGGCUAGUGGCUCUCCUGAUCACCUGCGUCUGUGGUUACCAGGUUGAUCCCACUGUCCACAAUCAAACCAUUCAACUACUGCAAAGGGAUUACGAACAGAUUCAAUCCGAAUUCUUACGCUUGAGGAACGCUGGUGUAAAGACAGCUAGUUUCAUGAAAAUGUUCGACUCUUGGAAGAUUUCAACAGAUGGACGUUACAAAGAUUCAAACCGCUUACCAACAGGAAAGGAGAGCUCAUUCUGCCCGACAUGUCGCCUUCUAGUAUCACAGUUGAUGCAACUACGUAUGAAUGGAGCCACCAGAGAGGACCUCUUUAAUACGACAUACGAAGUCUGCAUUUCAUUACCGAUUCAGGAGCCUGAUGUUUGUUAUGGGGCGAUAGAUUUAAAUAUUGAUAUUUUCCUAUACAUUUUCGACCAACGUCCAACACUUGGUGCAGACAGUGUGUGUGGUGUCAUAUUCCAGUCAUUGGAAUGCGUUAUAAACGAUACGGAAUUCACUACAUGGUCAAUAAAUAUAGAUCCACAUGGGACACCUAUCACUGAAUCAAAACAUUUUCCAAAUGCACGAGGCCCAAAUGACAUAAAAAUAGUGCACGUUACCGAUUUCCACUAUGACUCAAAAUACCUGCUGGAUCACAACGCGAAUUGCAAUCGUCCGGCAUGUUGCCGAAGCGAUCAAGGAAUCCCAGAAAAUCCAGAAGAUCGGGCAGGUUUUUGGGGAGAUUAUCGGGACUGUGAUGCACCAUGGGAAUCGAUCGAAGAUACUAUCGAUCAUAUUGUCGAACAUCACUCCGAUGCAGCCUAUAUCUACCAUACCGGCGAUAUCAUCGAUCACGGAAUUUGGGAAACUUCUGUUGGUCAUAAUAUUCGCUCAAUGAAUCGUUUGCACCGAAAGUUGAUAGAGGCUUUCCCAAGUACACCAGUGUACAACAUAAUUGGCAAUCAUGAAGCCCAUCCCACUAACGUUUUUGCUCCGAGUAUUUCAACUAAUCAACAGUUCUCAGCGAAUUGGUUGUACAAUUAUUUAGCGGAUGUUUGGGGACAUUGGCUGCCAAGAUCCACACUGAACACAAUCCGCCAAGAUGGAUUCUACACUACGUUAGUGCGCCCAGGAUUCAGAAUUGUGGCCAUGAACAAUCAGGAUUGCUACAAUUAUAAUUGGUGGAUUUUGUGGAAUCCCACUUUUCUCACAAGGCAGCUCCAGUGGCUUCACGACGUUCUGCUUCUUGCAGAACAAAAUGGAGAGAAAGUUCAUUUAUUAGCUCAUAUUCCAUACAGUUCUACUGGUUCAACUUACUUCGUGUGCCAGCGUGAAUUCCGACGCAUUGUUGAACGGUUCUACGAUACUAUAAGCGCUCAGUUUAAUGGGCACACCCACCGAGAUGAGUUUAAUGUGUAUUAUUCGAGAGAAAAUCCGGAAUAUGCCAUCAAUGUAGCUUGGAAUGGUGGUAGUGCGACAGCUUUCAGCUUUAUAAAUCCUAACUAUAUUGUUUACUACGUGGAUCCUGAGACCUAUCAAGUGACCGAUUUCGAAUCCUAUAUCUUCAACCUGACAGAUGCAAACCGUUUUCCUGACCGUCGACCCGAGUGGUACCGUCUGUACUCGUUUGCCGACGAGUUCAAAAUGCACAACCUUAGUCCAGCCCAGGCAGAUGAAGUAAUCAAACGGUUUGCAACACCUGCUGGUCGGGAUGAGCUGCGACGAUACUGGGAAUUCAAAGUAAAAAUGGGAGAUCCAUCGCUGGAAUCGGGCUGCACCGAUAACUGUUUACUGAAUCAUCUUUGUGAAAUUGUUAUCACCGAGCUGGGCGAUGGCGUAAAAUGUGAAGAAUUAAGAGAAACGUUCUUCGAUUAGUUAGUGUCACGGUGUGUAUGCUAUAAAAGAAACAUGUGCUUAGUAUGUUUUUGAACUUUGCAUUUACAUGAAUACCUUCAACUUUCCUACGCUUGUAUUCAUGUCAUGCUGUCACACAACAGCACAGUCAUCGUUAUGAGAAAAUAA